This is a messenger RNA of Lichtheimia ornata, 2307 nucleotides long. RefSeq lists its product as uncharacterized. Gene Ontology annotation, molecular function: N-acylsphingosine amidohydrolase activity. The transcript has 13 exons. The coding region runs from base 1 to 2307 and encodes 768 amino acids. Gene Ontology annotation, biological process: sphingosine biosynthetic process; long-chain fatty acid biosynthetic process; ceramide catabolic process. Gene Ontology annotation, cellular component: extracellular region. The record is from RefSeq and is a predicted model, not a curated record. Lineage: Eukaryota; Fungi; Mucoromycota; Mucoromycetes; Mucorales; Lichtheimiaceae.
AUGCAACACCGACAUCCAUCACUGUUAUUACUACUUUUAUCAUUCCUGCUCCUUGUAUCAUCCAUAUCUACGUCUUCUUCGUCUUCCGAUGCCUAUCAUUAUCGAAUUGGAACCGGCAAAGGAGAUAUGACCGGCCCUGUGAGUGAAGUCACCUUUAUGGGCUAUGCCGAAUGGUCGCAGGUCGGCCAAGGAUUAUUACAACGAAUCUAUGCACGAGCCUUCAUUAUUCACGAUGACGAGUCAACAAAGAAACGAGUCGUCUUUGUCAAUACCGAUACACAAUCGAUGGGCGACAUUGUAAAGAAACGGGUGGUGCAACAACUUCAAGCCAUGUAUGGUCCCACGUUAUACACAGCUGAUAAUGUCAUGCUCUCCAGCACACACACGCAUAGCAGCAUGGGUGGAUAUCUCCAAUACACUCUGUUUCAGAUAUCAGUCAAGGGAUGGCUUGAAGAAACAACGCAACCCAUGGUGGAUGGCAUCGUUCGUGCUAUUGUACAAGCUCACAAUAAUCUGGAACGUGGCUCUUUGACGACCAAUGUGGGUGAAUUAUUGGAUGCAAACAUCAAUCGAUCGCCCAAAGCCUAUCUCCUCAACCCUGAAGAAGAACGUGCACACUACAAUUAUGAUGUCGACAAAGAUAUGACGUUGCUCGGAUUUCAUGCUGAUGAUGAUGGCAGUAAUUCACCCAUGGGAUUUAUCAACUGGUUUGCUGUACAUGGAACAUCCGUCAAUGCAAGCAACAAGCUGGUGAAUGGAGACAACAAGGGAUAUGCUGCCUAUGCUGCUGAGCAUCAUUUUAAGAACAACUUUGUCGCUGGAUUUGCUCAAGCCAAUGAAGGAGAUGUGAGCCCCAAUACAGAAGGUGCCUUUUGCAGCGGCACUGAUAUUCCAUGUGAUGGAUCGCUUGAUACUCAAUGUCCUGGAUCAUCUAAAUGCUUUGGAAGGGGUCCCGGAUGGAAAAUCAGUGACUAUGAAUCAAACCGUAUCAUUGGUCAACGUCAAGCCGAUCUUGCCAUUGAACUUUUGGAGAAGGCGGAUCGCAUGGUACAAGGCCCUGUUGACUUUCGACAAAAGUAUUGGGACAUUACAAAGACAAUUAUCAAAAAGAGAGAUGGGACACUCGGCUCGCCUUGUCCUGCUGCCAUUGGUUACGGAUUUGCUGCUGGAACAACGGAUAAUCCUGCUAUUAAUGGCAUCUAUCAGAAUAUGACGCAUGGAACCUUUUUCUGGGAUACGCUCAAGAACAUUGUCAAACGCCCAAGCAAACAGCAAGUAGAAUGUCAUGCACCGAAAGCGAUUAUCUUGGAUACGGGAGAGAUGCAUUUACCGUAUACAUGGCAACCACAUAUCCUUGAUGUUCAGCUUUUCAGAAUCGGCAACUUUUAUAUUGCAGCUGUGCCCUCCGAAUUUACGACAAUGAGCGGGAGAAGAUUGAGGAAUGCGAUCAAGAAUAAAUUGGUCGAAUAUGGUAUUGGCGAUAAUGAAACGACCGUUGUCUUGUCUGGGCCAGCGAACGGAUAUGCUUCCUAUGUCACGACGUUUGAAGAAUAUCAAAUGCAGCGUUUUGAAGGAGGAGGGACUGCCUAUGGCCCUUAUACUUUGGAUGCGUACAUUCAAGUCUUUGAAGAACUUGCCACUUCGAUUGCUACGGAUACACCCAUCACCCAUUCUGAAGAAUUAUUUGAUUACACCUCCAAAGCAUUCAGCCUCUUGUUAAGUGCCAGUGCAGAUAUUGCUCCUAUGGGUCGUCAAUUUGGUGAUGUUAUCAAGGAUGUAAAGACCAUCCAGCAACACGAUCCUCCGUUGAUGACGCUUGAUGGAACAGCCGAUACCACCGUUGCUGCCACAUUUGUUGCCGGGAAUCCAAGACACGACGUGAUGGCUGAAAAGACAUACUUGACAGUAGAAAGGCAGAUGGAUGAUGGUCAAUGGGAGGUGGUACGAACGGAUCAUGAUUACGACACCCGGUUCCGAUGGAGGUAUACGAGCCGUUUUGUGACACAAUCAGAGGCCACUAUUGAAUGGGAUAUUGGUAAAAACGUACCAGCUGGCAUCUAUCGUCUUGGUUAUUUUGGACACCAUAAGGAAUUCUUUUCGAGGAAAAUUGUUCCUCAUCAAGGCUACUCGAGUGAAUUUACGGUUCAAGGACAUGUGGAUGCUAUUCAUGGCGAUACCUAUUGUCAACCCGAAGAACAAGACGUGGAUGGAUGCGUUGGCAACAAUGGUGGACGUGUUGAUACAACACCUGCUUUCCGAUACAUGACUCCCUUUGUGAUGGAUUUUCAUUAUGCCGACAAAUCAUAG